Aphanomyces astaci is the source of this 1551-nucleotide messenger RNA. Its product is annotated as calcium/proton exchanger. The record is from RefSeq and is a predicted model, not a curated record. Lineage: Eukaryota; Oomycota; Saprolegniomycetes; Saprolegniales; Verrucalvaceae. Gene Ontology annotation, molecular function: calcium:proton antiporter activity. Gene Ontology annotation, biological process: calcium ion transmembrane transport; intracellular calcium ion homeostasis. Gene Ontology annotation, cellular component: membrane. The transcript has a single exon. The coding region runs from base 32 to 1231 and encodes 399 amino acids.
UGGACCUCCUCACAUUUGAAUUAUCUCUGCCAUGGCCACGCAAGCCAAAGCUAUCGCGAUCAAGUCGGUGCGCAACUUGCCGAUUGACAGUGAAUCGCUGCCGUUGAAGGGCGGAGAGGGCGCUGCCCACCACCAACCCAACGACCUUCGCGCGUUCUGGGACCUUGUCGCCGGGUCACCUGUGAGCUGGUUGUUGCUCGUGACCCCGUUCGCGAUCUGGUCGUACCUGGCGCAAUGGGGCGCCGUGUGGGUGUUCACGCUGAACUUCUUGGCGAUGAUGCCGCUGGCCAACAUCCUCGGUGAAGCGACGGAGAACUUGGCCGAACACACCGGCGACACGAUCGGCGGCCUCGUGAACGCGUCGUUCGGGAACGCCGUGGAAAUCAUCAUCGCUAUCUUCGCGUUGAAGGCCGGCGAAAUCGAACUGGUGCAGUCGUCGUUGAUCGGGUCCAUGUUGUCCAACUUGCUCCUCGUGCUCGGCAUGUGCUUCAUCUCGGGCCACCUCGGCGGUGCCAAGGAAUCGACCUUCUCCGGCGUCGGCGCGUCCAUCAACAUGUCGUUGUUGUUCGUCGCAUCGUUUGCCAUGUUGGUCCCUUCGUACUACGCGCAAUCCGUGUCGCAUGCCGACGAAGGCGACCACAGUAUUGCCGUCUUGGGCCUCUCUCGCAUGUCUGCUAUCUUCCUCGUGUUGAUGUACGUGCAGUUGAUGUUCUUCCAGUUGGUGACCCACAAGCCGGCCGACAUCGCGAACGACGGCCACGGCCCUGCAUUGUCGUUGGUCGGCGCCACCGUGGUCCUGCUCCUGUCUACCGUGUCUGUCGCGUUCUUGUCCGAGUUCUUGGUGAGCUCGGUCGACGAAUUGACGGAAACCUCCGGCAUCCCCAAGGCGUUCAUCGGUAUCAUCGUGCUCCCGAUCGUCGGUAACGCCGUCGAGCACAUCACUGCCCUCAAGGUCGCGUACAAGGACAACAUGGAGCUCGCCAUGGGUGUGGCCGUCGGCUCUGCGACUCAAAUCUCGCUGUUCGUCGUGCCCGUGUGUGUGAUCGCCGGCUGGAUCAUGGGCCAGCCCAUGACGCUGGCGUUCAACACGUUCGAAGCGCUCACGUAUGUGUUUACGACGUUGAUCGUGUACGUGAUCGUCGCGGACGGCAAGUCCAACUGGCUCGAAGGCUCCAUGCUCCUCACGCUGUACAUCCUCGUGGGGCUGUCGUUGCUGGAAAUCACCAUUUAAAAGUCCUACUACUCGUGUCUGUUCGAUUUUUUGACGUUGGAGAGAAUAGUACUUUUGGCCAAUGAAACGUGUCCAUUUUCAUAUUGGCCAAUCAUCGUGUCGCUCGACAGAUUGGAGCGAUCGCAUUGGUCGACCUCUCUUGCCAGGAAGUGUUGCCACGUCAUACGAUCGGUACAUGAAGCGAGGCUUCGAUGAAGAUGACCUACGACGAGGGUUGAUGUGGAAACGUAUAUAUCUAUCUAUCUACAGUAUACGUAUGUAUGUUAUGUGUGUAUGUGUAUGUACAUUGACUGUGAUGUCAACCAAGGCGUAACUUUAGC